AUGGCUGACUCCAAGGAGCGGACGGCGGUGCCUUCAUGGGAUGGUGCUGCCCGGUCGUGGAGACGUUACACUCGUGAAGUAGCAUGGUGGGUACAGUCUGUGCCAGUGUACAAGCGCCGGUACUGCGGGGCUCAGCUGCUUGGCAGGCUGACCGGUCCCGCGAGAUUGCUGGCUAUGAGCUGGUCUACGCUUGUGCUGGACUCCAAGGAUGGUGUGCGAGUUCUCCUGACCCGUUUGGCGACUUCGCCAUUGGUCAGGAAGUCCCUCCCCAAUGCGGCGGCGAUUUGUCAACAGUAUUUCUCGUUCAAGAGGAACCAGAUGGAGACGAUAGGGAACUUUCUGGUCCGGGAAACGCUAGUUCACGAGGAGUUUGUGGAGGCAAUUAUCCGCCUGUACGAAGAAAAGGAGGGAGUGACCCAGGACCAGAGAGAUUUUGGUCUUCCGGAAGAUGAAGAAGAAUGGGGAGAAGGCGAGUGGAGCGGAUCGUGGAGCUGGUGGGACUAUGACGCGGACUACGAGUACGAGGACGAGGGUGGCGAAGACCAUCCUCCCGCUGAUUCAGGACCACCUGAGGCAGAUGGAUCGGGAGUACCUGUACCUCGUGAUGACGGAGAGGCCUCCCCUUCUGGAGCUGCCCCUGGCUCUUCGCCGAGCCACCGAUCGGCUCCUGGAGACACGCCCGCUCGCUCACCUUCGAGGAAAACCGCUGUGCCUCAGUCUUCCGCUGAGGUUCCCAAGCCAGUGGUCAACGAGCUGUCAGUCACCGAUUCCUUCAUCAUGGGAGUGCUUAGAGGCUGGCGGCUAUUGCAAGCUGCUGGACUUUCCGCCGAGGAGAAGAGGGAUAUCUUGUCGGCCACCAAGAACUCCUUGGAUUACGAGGUCAUAUCGGCUGCGUUACAGAACUUGUGGGAUGACCAGUUGCUGGGUCAUCGUGGACAUCAUGGUUCUAUGCACAUGAACGUGAUGGAAGGCAUGACGGAGGACCACACCUACCCGCAGUACGAUGGCUACUACCAGGAGCAAGAUGAUUGGUGGUGGCAGGAUCAGGGUUGGCAUGACAACUACUUCCUGGGUGACCACUCCUGGGAGGACUCUGAUGGCUGGGGCGGCGAUCCCCGUUCAUGGGAGCCCGAGGCCCUGCCUGCAGUGGCUGAGCCGCCUGACGACGAGGACCCCAAGCUGAAGGAGGCUCAGAAGGCAGAAGCCAUAGCCGAGAGUUUGGCAGUGGAGGCACAACGCACAUGGACGGAGGCGCAACGCGCUACACAGGCGUUGCGGAAGGAUCGAGGCUUCGGGGGUCCUACCAAGUGCUUCAACUGCGGAGGCAACCACAUGGUUCGAGACUGCCCUCAGAGACGCUUCUCCGGAGGCUUCAAGGGGAAAUCCUACGGCGGCAAGGGCGGCUACUUCAUGGAACCGGACGCCUACUACCACGACACCUGGGACUUGAACUACACGCAGAAAGGAAAAAGCAAGGGCAAGGGCAAAAAGGGCUACUGGACGGACAUGCACUUGCAGGCCAUGUGGAAGGGCAAGGGCAAGAGCAAGAACCCCAAAGGCAAGGAUCCUGGUCACAGGUCUGUCAAUGCCUAUGCUACGGACAUGUUCGUUGGUGGACUGGAGCUCACCGAUGUUCUUGAAGUCGCGGCUUCGGAAAUUCAGAAGCCUGUAUCCAAGCCUCAUGUCGGCAUGUUGGACAGUGGAGCUACAGCGUCUGCUGCUCCUGACGCCGUUGUUCAAGGAUUGAUUUCUACAAUCCUGUCUCACGAUCGCAACGCCAAGAUCGAACUGGACCAAGGAUUGAUGGUUGACUUUGCAAGUGGCCAUGCUAUGUUCACAAAUGACAACAGCCCUCAAAUCUUCAAGCUUGAUGUGAACCACAAGGGAGUUGUCUGGUUUGAUCUGAAUGCCAGUGACAGAGAUCUGAGUGAGCGUUCCGAAGCACAAGUCAGAGAUCGCAUGUGGCAGCUGUACAACCACUCCCGCGACAUGUCAGCAGCGAUCUCAGCUCAGAUGCGGUGCGGGCAAUCUGUGGACCCCGAGGUGGAGCAAAUCCUGGUGGCCUCCUUGAAGGCCAAGGCCACGUCCGCAAAGUCGAAGGCGAAGCCCCUCGACCGCUCCCGAGUGAUGAAGAUGGACGUGAGAGAUCCGAGGGCCAAGCAGAACCAAUGGCCUUGUAUGGGCCAACACACUCCCAGUGCUCCUCAGGCCAAUGCCCACGGGGAGUGGGUGGUAUGCUCAACGUGCAACAUCCGGUUGCUGUACACACCGAGGCAGGGCUCCAGCUCUCAGCACACCACGGUGGAGAACCCUGCGAUGAUCCUUCGCAUGCUGCGGGAGCUGCGACCACUUAUGGGCAACACCCUGCCGACAGCCCAGAUCUGCAGGCACAUGCUGGCAAAGAUCAAUGCCGAGGAGGUCCUCAAUCGCGCGAUCCGGGACGUGAAGAACAUGGCAUCAUCCUCGACUCCAGUGAUGGCGGGACACAACACCUCGCCGGCGACCACGACAGCAAGCUGGGAGGUGGCGGUGCCCGACGACGACGAGGUCGCCGGAGGAAGCGACAACCACAUCACGCACUACGUGGGCAAGAAGGUGAUGGCUAUGUCGGCGCUGAUGGUGGCGACGACCAUGGAGCUUCUCGUUGGACUUCAACUACAUGAACGAGAUGGGCUGUGGGAGAUCUCCGGUGCCCCGCAUAGCUGGCUAAGCACGGCAGCCGAGGAUCAUGGAUUAAGGCCCCGCAAGAUCAACUACACCACCGGCUAUGACUUGUACCAGCGGGAAACAUGGAGCCAACUACGAGAACUUCGACGACAACAUCGCCCUCGGCGUCUAUGGUUUAGUCUUCCGAGCUCUAAGUGGUCGGCUUGGUCCUCUGCCAACUACAACACAACCGAGAAGGCUGGAAAGUUGGAAAAUGGCAGGCGACGCGAGCGUCGACUACUGUGGGAAGCAAAUCAGUUCAUCAAGGAAGCGCUGGAAGAGGACAGUGAGGUCGAUGUGUACUUUGAAUGGCCCCAUCCGUCCGGUGGAUGGAAACAACAGGCCAUGAUCGACUUGCAAGAUCACAUGAGUGAACAAGGUGUUCCCUGGCUUCCUUGCCGUGUGGAUGGUUGCAACUACGGUUUGCGAGACUACGACAGCGGCCAGUUCAUCAAGAAGCCCUGGCUCAUUCGAACCACGGAUGAGUCCUUCCACCACCAGUUUCGAGCCAAGAUAUGUCCUGGAAAUCAUGGUGGACACUACGGCCGAGAAGGUCAUGAGAACGACGCCAAUGCCUACUACCCAUGGAAAUUGGUGGAGGCGAUCACUCGGCACUGGCAAGAACGGACAGCUCCACAUCGACAUGUUCGACUACUUCAACAACGUGAUGAACUACCACCGGGUGAUGGAUCAUCGGGCGAGGUACGCCUGAACCACGUGCUCGAGGAGCACGACGGAACCACCCCGACAGGGGAGGAUGAGGACUACAACAACGUGCAGAUGGUGGAGUCGAGCAGGCUCAGCAUGGAGGCAAUGUGCCGAGAAGCUCGCCUACGACAACGAUUUGACAUGAACACCUGCGAGAACAUCCUCCUGGAGUAUGCCAUGCAAAUGAAGCAGACCUACCUCGAGACGAAACCUCAUUCUCGAUGGCAACGGUCAUCCUUUCACAUCUUACUGGGAGCUUACUCCCACAGAGCCUUUUCUGGAGUUUCUCGAAACUCACUACGCUAUCCGGAACUGAACCACUACAUAAACUACUAUCUUCGACAUUGGCUACCGCAGCAGAGCUGGUCUAGCAUCUCCGUGUCCCUCAAUGGCAAGACCUGGCCUCACAAGGAUUACCACAACUGCAAGGGCACCGUCAAUGUGAUCCACGGUUUGGGUCCCUACGAGGAGGGUGGCAUCUGGCUACAAGGAGAACCUCCACCUGGUUACCCAACAGUUCGCCGGCAAUGCCCUGAUGGACACUUGAGAAAGGGGUAUGUGGUCUCUAUCAAACACGACUUUGUGAUGUUCUCCCCUGAAACCGUUCAUGCUACCCAGGCCUGGCGAGGACAACGACUCACAAUAACCGCAUACACUACCAGAUUGACUUCGUCAAUGACCAAAGAAGACCAGCAGAGUCUCAAGGCCCUGGGCUUUCCACUACCACAGCGAGUCGACGUGGACAAGGACUUUGUGAAAAUUCCGCGCAACAAUGAAGCCUUUCCUGCAGUGACCACCUCAUCGACUACCACGACCUCGGACAAACAACCUGUGGAAGGCGAGAUGUCUGAGCCAUCAGACCAGGAACGCGCCAAAUGGGAGGCUCAGAUUGCUAAGUUCCACAAGGCGGCAGGGCAUCCCACCAAUCGCAACUUGUCGAGAAUUGUGAAGGACGCUGGACAUCCGGAAUGGAAGGUACGUGCUGCACUACAACAUCAUUGUCCGGCAUGCCAGAGCUUGAAGCAAGGGGGCACCAGCUCUGGACAAAUACCUCCAGCGUCUACGCACUCCUUGUAUGGUGCAUGGGAAGCUGUUGGUGUGGACUCAGCUGAGUGGGUACCUCCGGGCAGCAAGAAGAAAGUGAAGUUUCUCCUCUUCAUGGACCUUACCACAAAGUUGAGAGUGGUCAAACCCCUCUUCACCUAUGACUUCCUGGAGAUGAGAUCCGAGUCUGGCGAGAACCUCAUCCAAGGGUUCACGGAAGGAUGGCUAAGCUGCUUUCCCAAGCCGAGGCUGCUGAUUCUGGAUGCUGCUAAAAGCUUUGUUUCGGACGCGGUUCACGAGUUUGCGAGCCAUGUGAACAUCCAAGUAUCUUACGUGGCUGAGAAGGAAGCUUGGUCACACGGUACACUGGAAGCUGGAGUCCAGGACAUCAAGAUGACAGCGUCGGCCAUUCACCUGGAAAACCUGGAUAUGGAACCUUCGCUUACCUUGACCUUAGCAGCUUCGUCACUCAACGCCACGGAGUACACUGGAGGCUUUUCAUCCUUUCAAUGGGCUUUUGGUCGUGAAUACUCAUUGACCGAUGAGGAUGUGCGAACCUUCGCGACCUCCGACUACCAAGGCGAGUUCGUGAAAUUGGUCCAGGCGAGAGCAAAGGCCGAGGAAGUGGCUAAGGCCACACGGGCCAAGCGUGUCCUGUCCAAGCUGGCCAACACGACUGUGCGACAACCUCUACGUGAAUUUGGUCCCAUGGAACUGGUGAAGGUGUGGCGCAAGGUAUGGCCUCAACAACAGUUCAAGGGACCUCGAGGAGGGUUUCGAAAAUCGGGCAGACCACACUGGAUAGGUCCUGGGCGAGUUGUCUUUCAUGAAGUAUUACCACAUCAGGAGGGUGACGACCAAAGACGUCACAUUGUUUGGGUCCUGAUUGGAUCUCAAAUGUUCAGGUGCUCAGUACAUUCAGUUCGUCCAGUGACAGAGACUGAGAAGUUUCAGUACGAGACGUCUGGCGAGGAUCGGUCGUCUACCUGGAAGACGCUCGCCGACAUUGUCCCCAACCGUGAGUACGUGGACCUGACCGAUCAGGAACCUGAGGAGACCGAGGUUGAGGUACCAAAUCUUCCUUGGUAUCCCGACAAAAGCACCAUGGUGCAGCCUACGCGUCGGGUGACCGGAAAGAAGGCGAUCGUGUCUCCUUAUCCUCCUGUGGAACCGACGACGCCCACAACUUCCAGACCAGCUGCGACCUCCUCACCAUCCGAAUCUACUCCUGGCGAGAGUGGAGCAACGACAGCUACCAGACCACUGGAGGAACCAGUCAAUGACUACGAGGACCCCGAGGCCAAGCGACCUCGGACCGAGCCUACAUGGGUGGACCAACUCUACAUGGAGGAGUCGGCGCCAAAGGACACCAUCGAUAUCUUCACAGCCUUCCAAGAGACCCUUGAAUUUCUGAAGGUUGAGUUUGAUCUACCACCACCAAGCUCGAACCGGCAGCGGAAGCUCUUGGAACGAAAUCCGGUGUUGUACAUGGUCAAGAAGAUGAAGGAUUCAGAAGUGGUGCUGUCACGUCUAAGUGAACGCGACAAGACCCUGUUCCACCGGGCGAAGAUGAAGGAAGUGGACUCCUUCAUUAAAAAUGAGGCCGUUCGGAAGUGCAUGGACGAUGCAGAACUUCGCCAAGCAGUUGAUUCUGGAAGGAUCGUCAAGGCGCGUUGGGUUUUGACGUGGAAGCUAGUACCUCCUGAGGAUCAACAGGAAGCCAUACAGGACAGUAAGACCAACGACAAGUCCGUCCACACACCCGACGGGACCAAGAAAGCUAAGGCGCGGAUCGUCUUACUUGGCUUCCAGCACCCGAGUCUUUUGGACCCGAGCUUCAAGACGGCUAGCCCGGUGCAAUCCAUGUUGGGUCGCAACUUGCUGUACGCCAUGGCUGCCGAUUCCCAAUGGGACCUGGAGGGCCUAGACUUAGCGACGGCUUUUCUGCAGACACAGCCCACGGAAGCGGACCAGGAGCUGUGGACCACUGGGGUUCAUGAACUUCGUGAAGCUCUUGGGCUGGAUGCUGACAGUGUGAUGCGGGUGUUACGCAACAUUUAUGGUUCGACUACUGCUCCGAGGGGACUGUGGCUCUCGCUUCACAAGACGCUCACUAACCUUGGUGCUCAAGCAGUGUUGGGCGAGAGAUGUUUGUGGAUUUGGCUCUCCAAAACCGUGAUGGACGGCGACCACCCAAAGACCAUCGGAGCCAUGGGAGGACAUGUGGACGAUUUUCAUCGGAUUGGCGACGGAUCUCCAGAGUGGCUGGAAAUCAGAGAACGCAUCAACUCUGCCUACAAAUGGGGAAUGACCAAAACAGGGUCAUACCGUCACGCCGGCACCGAUGUGUCGACUACCACUGACUCCAACGGCUACAAGAAGAUCGUUGUGGACCAAAGCUACUACAUCGAGGCACUCACGGACGUGGACAUCGAGCCGGAACGGUUAAUGUCAUCUUCGUCGCUCACACGUGCUGAUGUGGAGGCCUGCAGAGCUUCACUGGGAGCUCUUCAAUGGGUGGCUGUGCAGUCUCAACCGCAAGUUUGUGCUCGGUGCAAUUUGUUGUUGACCGACCUGGUUACCAAUGGCACCAUGGAGACGGCGAAAGAGAUUCAGCAGGUCAUAGCGGAGGUCCGACAGGAGCCCUUCUGCCUAACCUUCCAGAAGUUCCCCAAGGCCAAGCAUUGGAGUGAUGUGGUCUUCAUUUCGAUGGGAGACCAAGCUCAUGCCAACAGACCAAAGGGCGAUUCAACGGGUGGACUGGUGACUCUUCUGGCGGGACCAGAAAGUACGACUGGAAGCGUUUGCCCUAUGUCGCUGAUCGGCUGGCGAACAUGGAAGCUACAGCGAAAGGCCAUAAGCAGUAACGAUGCAGAGGUUCAGUCCAUCCUAGAGGCCGAGGACCACAACUUCAGAGCCCGUCUCCUGUGGUCAGAGCUACACGGUGCUGGUGGAUUGGAUGUUGACCGUCCCUUGCGAGUCAACAUGAUCAGCGUCCUGGAGAACCAGAUCGCCAAGAUCAAGGGCAUCCUUUGCACGGACAGCAAGGGUGGAUAUGAUGCUGUGGAGAUCAACGAGUCUCCACUGUUGGGCCUCUCGAAUAUGAGGGCGGCACUACAAGCUUUCCAGCUUCGCGGCAAUCUACGGCGUGCUGCUUGCGAGUUGAGAUGGCUGGCGAGCGACUUCGACUUAGCCGAUGCUCUGACCAAGAAGCGAGCUGACUGCCGGGAAGGACUUUUGAAGUUCUUAAGAACGGGAUACUGGUGCAUACGCUAUGAUCCCUCGUUCACUUCUGCCAAGAAGAGCAAGAAAGCCGGUAGAUCUGCGGUAGGAACUGUCCAAGAGUUUCUCCAAGCCCCUCAGACUGAGUCUGAUAUGAACCUGUCUGCUGCUGACUUCUUUUGGGGGUGGUGCAGCAGGAUUGAUCAGUUGCUGUUUGAGUCUUGA
Messenger RNA from Symbiodinium sp. CCMP2592, 7905 nucleotides. NCBI's taxonomy places the organism in Eukaryota, Dinophyceae, Suessiales, Symbiodiniaceae. The record is from the annotation of a GenBank genome assembly.